Leopardus geoffroyi (Geoffroy's cat) is the source of this 3811-nucleotide messenger RNA. RefSeq names its product ubiquitin conjugating enzyme E2 G1 (gene UBE2G1). The record is from RefSeq and is a predicted model, not a curated record. Bases 344 to 856 code for a protein of 170 amino acids. Gene Ontology annotation, biological process: proteasome-mediated ubiquitin-dependent protein catabolic process; protein polyubiquitination. The transcript has 6 exons. Gene Ontology annotation, molecular function: ubiquitin conjugating enzyme activity. NCBI's taxonomy places the organism in Eukaryota, Metazoa, Chordata, Mammalia, Carnivora, Felidae.
CCACCGAGGUGGGCAGCCCCAGCGCGCCUGCGCGGAGCGGCCCUGCGCGCAGUGAGGCAGUGGCGGGGGAAGGCACCGGCGGGGCCGACAGGAGGCUUGAAGGAGGGAAGCGGGCGAGCGGAGUCCCAGCGCGCGCCGCGGCCGCCCGGGCGCCCUCCCCUUCCGGGCGUGAGGCGCUGUGUGGAGCCGAGCGGACCCGCCGCCCCAGCCCGGCCCUGCCCCGGCUCCAGCGCUCCCGUCGCGGGGGCCCGCGUUCCUCAGCACACCCGGCUCCAGGCGCCCCCAAGAGCCUGCCCCCGGCCCUCCGAAAGCCCCGGCGCCGGCCCGGGCCCUCGGCGGGAGGAUGACGGAGCUGCAGUCGGCGCUGCUACUGCGAAGACAGCUGGCAGAACUCAACAAAAAUCCAGUGGAAGGCUUUUCAGCAGGUUUAAUAGAUGACAAUGACCUUUACCGAUGGGAAGUCCUUAUCAUUGGUCCCCCUGACACACUUUAUGAAGGUGGUGUUUUUAAGGCUCAUCUCACUUUCCCAAAAGAUUACCCCCUCCGGCCUCCUAAAAUGAAAUUCAUUACAGAAAUCUGGCACCCAAACGUUGAUAAAAAUGGUGAUGUAUGCAUCUCCAUUCUUCAUGAGCCCGGUGAAGACAAAUACGGGUACGAAAAGCCAGAGGAACGCUGGCUCCCUAUUCACACUGUGGAAACCAUCAUGAUUAGUGUCAUUUCCAUGCUGGCAGACCCCAACGGAGACUCCCCUGCUAACGUGGAUGCUGCGAAAGAAUGGAGGGAAGACAGAAAUGGAGAAUUCAAAAGGAAAGUUGCCCGCUGUGUAAGAAAAAGCCAAGAGACUGCUUUUGAGUGACAUUUAUUCAACAGCUGUGACUUCACUUACUUCAGGAGAGAGCGUAUUUUGUAAGAAACUGCCAAGACCAUUAAACCUCUGCCUUCUUUGUCUUAAUCAGCCUGAAUCUCCCUGUUCGUUACUGCUAGGGCCAGUCAGAAAAAUUUCCUUUUAUUGUGUGCUGUCUGUCCACAGGCUUACCUUACAUCCAGUAAGGGUCCACGAUAGAAGAGGCCACAUGUGGACAGUUGACCAAACGCGUGACAUUCCCGUUAAGCGGUUUCUUUUUUAAUUAAAUGUUGGGGUGGUAAAGUUGCUUAUGAAAUGUGGCGUGUGAAGAAUGACCUGGAACGCUCCACCUACUUGACGAAAGAGGAUUGUGUCAGAACCUCUUCCGCUCCCCGUACCCCUCUUCUGCCCCAGCCUUCUCUUCUGUCCUCCAGUUCACACGUACCGUUGCUUUUCUUUGUAAUUUCAUCAUGUUUGUGUGACCCUGGGCAACGCACCGUAUGACGUUGCUCUGUGUACGUGGGAUUACAACAUGCACGUUCUUUUGGGACUUUUCUUGCUCUGUGUUAUGUUCUUGAAAUUUGUCUGUGUCGGGUGUAGUUAGACUCGUCUGGUUUUCGUCUGCUUGGUAAAGGACCCGUCUGCUCUGUGUGCUCCUUGCAGUUGUGUCGUCCUUUGGGGAGAGGGUUCUCGUUUGUUGGUUUCACUUUGUGUUGGCCGUCACAGGGAGCGUGGCGCACGUCCGUGCUGAGAGCCUCUCUGGGGCGGGUGCGUGGAGUGCGCUUGCUGACUGGCGGGUGUGUGCCCAUCAUUGGACUAGAGAAUGCCAGAUUGUCCCCAAAUGCUGCACCUGUUCAUAGUCUUUUGGCAGGGGUAAGGGUCCCAUUCACUCCGUAUCCCCCCCCCCCCCCCCAGCAUUUGAUCUUCCCGGACCUCUGCAACGUGUUCCGUCUGGAAGGGUGCAGCGCGAGCCCUUGCUCUGGUACGCGCGGCCGGUGCCACAGAGGAAACUCCUGUCUCUGGGCUGUUGUUCUGUUAGGCUCUCGAUUCGUGCAAAGUGCACUUUGUUCGUGGUGUCUGUGGAUGAACAGACGUUCCUGAUGCAGUUGGAUUCGACCUCUCCUGUAUUCCUGUACGGAUUUUCCUUUUUGGGGUCUGGCUUCUCCUCUGCCAUCAGUCAGACAGCUCCCAUUGUAUCUUGUCCUGUAAAAGCCUUCAUAGUUUUGCCUUUGACACGCGUGUUCAAUCCCCUGAAAGUGGUUGGUGUGUGGUGGGAGGCUGGAGUUCAGCUCUGCUCGCCCCCCACCCCCGCCCCCACCAACCCAGGGUAAACCCGCUGGCUGCAUCCAUUGUUGGCCAGCCCUUUCACCACCGACGCUCUGGGGCAGUCGUGCUAGGAGGUGUGUGUUGGUACGUGUCCGACCUUUUUGUGUUUUAUUGGCUGGCUUGUCUUAUCCCUGAACGAGCAUCCCAUUGUCUUAAUUUCUAUUUAUUAUUUUCACAAUGAAACGCAUCAAACGCAAAGGUACAAAUCAGAAGUGAAGCGGACGGGACCCACCACUUGUUCUGGUUCCAUGUUUGAUAAUCCCUAGCUUUUGAAAAGACUCCUCUGUCUUUCGGGUCUCCUUGUAAUAACCUGAAAUGCUGACAAUCAGCCUUACUUCUUUCCGUUACCACCAGGAACAGCAGUGAACUUGCAGUCUUCAAGUUAUUCCUGUUUUCCUCCAGUUUGUUCGUUCUGUGUUGCUUAUGUUUUGUUAAUAAUCCUGUCCUAAUUUCGUUACCAUUAUACCCGACCUUCUCUCCUGUCUACUCAGGGGUCCUACUUUUCUCCUGUUUGGCCUUUGAUUUCCACCGCCUUAAAUCAAGUUCUCGCGCAGGGCCUGCUGUCUCAGUCUCCCGGGAUCGGGCAUCUCUCCUGCUUGCACUUCACGCGUGUGCUUGUGUCCCCACCGUGUCUGUCUUCGGCUCCGCUCAUUGACUGGUGCUUCCGUGGAUGUGACUGUGUCUUUAGGGGUCGCUUACCUGCACUGUUUCUCAGGCACAGAAGAGUUGGACAACGACAAAAAAUUGCAGGCACUGAAGCCCAAGCACACACAUGAUUGCGUCUCGUAAACAGUUCUCCGUAAAUGCAAGAAAUGCCCGAGAGUUUUAUUAUAUUUACCUUGGUAGUAUAUUGCCAAUUAGUUAAGUAAAUAGUAAUGGUGUGUCACAAAUUUCCUAACGGGAUUACUUAUUCUUCGCUGGUGGGAUUAGAGUUAAUUUAUAGUGGAUUGUAACGUACACAUGUGUUUAAAGUGUACGUACCAAGACUAAAGUUCAUUUAUCAAGAACAUGGCGGCAGGAAAUACGUUGAAUCAGAAUGCCUCAUUGUAAAGAAUAGGUUAGUUGAAAACCAGUGUGAACUCCUGUGAAUGAUGACACUAAACUGAGAGCUUAGAGUUAAAGAGGAAGGAAGCGAUAGUUGGAAGUCUUGACCAACACAGGUCAGCACUGUUCACACGUCGGUGACAAAACACCCUUGUUAAAUGUCACGGGUCCUCCAGGUGCAUUCACGCAGGUGGUAAUGGCUUUGCACUGUUGCAGAGGCCAGGGCAGCUGCAGCCCUUGGUAGGGCGAGCACGUGAGCGGGGAGGAGGGAGAGAGAGGGAGAGAGAGAGAAUAAGCAGGCUCUAUGCUGUCGGGGGGGAGCCCGACAAGGGGCUCGAUCCCACAAACUGUGAGAUAACGUCCUGAGCUGAAGUCAAGAGUCAGACUCUGAACCGUCUGAGCCUCUCAGGUGCCCCAAUAAACCAGAGUUUUAAUAAAAUUACUACACUGCUUUUAUGAAUGAGGAAUUGUAGUUACGAUCCCUAACUUCUUACCUUACCGUUUAAGCUCAGGCUUUUGUGUAAAAAAGUUGUAGCCCUUGAGGCGUGUGUCUUUCGUUGAUACGAAUGGAAUAAAGGGAUUUGUGUUUUGUUGUCA